Pseudophryne corroboree (corroboree frog) is the source of this 9346-nucleotide messenger RNA. RefSeq names its product MN1 proto-oncogene, transcriptional regulator (gene MN1). Bases 859 to 4506 code for a protein of 1215 amino acids. Lineage: Eukaryota; Metazoa; Chordata; Amphibia; Anura; Myobatrachidae. The transcript is spliced from 2 exons. The record is from RefSeq and is a predicted model, not a curated record. Gene Ontology annotation, biological process: regulation of DNA-templated transcription.
UGAGGAAUUGAUUGCUGAAAUGCAAAACUUGUUGCUGCUCUCUCGGGCUGGCUGAUCGGCGAGGGGAGACGCGCAGAGCUCACUCACACCGCCGGACCGCCGCUAGCACGGAGGACGCAUCUGCUGCGCUCACCGGGGCGCCCGGCUUCCCUCACAUUCAGCGUACAACAAUAGCGCCGCGGACCAAGGGACAAAAGCCCACUGCUCAGGCGCCUGCAGCCCCCGAUCUGGGGGAACAAAAGUGACUGCACCUUGCUGACAGCGGGGCCGAUCGCCUGCUCUGCCUGUCACAGGCAUCAGAUGGCACACGGACACAUGGCAGCGCGCUGCCAGCACUGACUAUGCAGCCGAAAGUUGCAUUCAUUUGGACAUACCCCGCUCCACAGACAACCUACAGGGAAACCCCAGUGCAGGCGGCCGGUCUGCGGGAAGACAGCUAAGCUCGCCUGCACCUCCAUGUGCACGGAUUGCCGGGACUGAAGUGUUUGCAGGACUUGUGCUAUUGGUGCUGCAGCAGAGCCACCUCUCCGGGACUAUAGUGCAGCAGCUAGAUGAGCUGGGACGUGGUGGCUGUUCCUGAGCCCUGCAUGAGAGCCAGACAGAGAGUGUUUAUGUGUGAUCUCACAGCAGCACAGGCCCUAUCAGGUUACACCAUGUGAGCUCAUCUGUGAGGGCUCCGCAGCACAUCGCUUACACUCCUCUCUCUCAUCACACUUGCAUUCAGAGCUCUGCAUGACGGCUCUCCGGGCUGCUCCCUGCCGCACAUCCUAUCUGUUUCCCCGGCAGCUGGAGGAGGACUGAGGGUGACAGCGAUCUCGGGGCAGAGCACUGCCAUGCCUUAUUGAUCACUCUGGAAUUAUGUUUGGGCUGGAGCAGUUUGAGCCACAGAUCAAUAGCAGAAGCGCUGUCCAGGGGGAGAGGAACUUCUCUCAGCCCGGAAUGAGUAUGAGCUCUCACUUCAAAUCCCCUGCAUUCCACUCCGGGGGGACGCCGGCGACUGUGGACCCUUCUAUCGGGGCUUUGACGGAACCUUCCAUGUUAGGCAUGAACCUCAAUUUAAACGGAGAGCCUUAUGGGUACCAUGCCAGGGGGCACUCAGACAUCCAUGCCAGUGGCAUGCAGCCGCAGCCAGUCCAUGGCUUUUUCAACAACCAGCAGCAACAGCAGCAGCAUCACCACGCUCACCCAAGCACCCAUCCUCACCAACACCAUCCUCACUUCAGUGGCAACUUUGGAGGGCCUGAUGCCACAGCAUCCUGUCUGCACGGUGGUCGACUUAUGGGUUAUAACAAUAAUCUUGGAAAUCAGCAAGCCUUUGGUGAAGGGUAUGAACAGAUGGCAGAGAACCAGUCAGGAGAAGGCUUUGGACAGCAGAGAUCAGGUAAUCUAUCUGAAUUUCAGCAUCCUAACUCUACUGCCUCUAACCAUGCUGUCCCUGCUCCUUGCCUUCCCCUAGACCAGUCUCCAAAUCGGGCUGCCUCUUUUCAUGGGCUUCCUUCAUCCACCUCUUCUGAUUCUCACAACUUGGAACAAAGGCGAAUCCACAAUCAAGGAAGUGUUGAUCCCCUGGAAUACAAUUAUCCCAGCGAUGGCCCAUCUGGACACUUUGAGGUACCUGUGUUUUCUCCUUCUGACUCAGAGGGCCAUUAUGGUGCUGGGAGACCGGUUACCACUGGUUCCUUCCCGGGAACUUCAGUUUUGCCGAGACCUCCUGGCAUAGUGGGAAUGACUAAAGUUCAUCCACAACAACAACAUGGGGUAUUCUUUGAGAGGUUUGGAGGUGCUCGAAAGAUACCGGUGGGCAUGGAGCCUGCAGUAAAUGCCAGACACCCACUCCUGCAACAGCAGCAGACAAGUUUACUUGCCAGACAAAACUCAUGCCCACCAGCAAUUACUAGGCAACAGCAAACAGAAGGCAAUACCUCAAAUCCAAACUUGCAGGACAAUGCACCAGUGAUGCAGAACCAGCAUUCACAGUUUGAAUACCCUAUUCAGAGACUAGAGAAUAGAAAUAUGCAUCCGUAUUCCGAGUCAAUGUUCAAUAUACAGCAGGCACCCCCACAGCAGCCUCCAAAUCAAAGAUUGCAACACUUUGAUGCUCCUUAUAUGAAUGUCACUAAAAGGCCUAGGUUUGACUUUCCUAAUAACCAUGGUGUUGAUAACUGUGCUGCAUGGAAUAAUAACAGUAUUCACAAUGCUGCCAUUGACAGUCACCUUUCGCCCUCCACGUACCCUGGUCUCCCAGGUGAAUAUACCCCUCAAGUGCCAGAAAGUUUUCCCACUGGUCCAGCCCUGCAACACCCUGGCUCAGAUCACCAGUCCAUUCAACAGAGACAAAAUGCAGCAAUGAUGAUUAAACAAAUGGCUUCCAGGAACCAACAACAGAGAAUGAGACAAGCUAAUUUACAGCAAUUAGGCCAUCAUGGAGAUGUUAAUCAAAGUGGCAUUGUCCAUGGAGCUCAAGUGGGGACUAUGCCGCAAUCUAACUUUGAUCGUGAAGGAGGGAGGAUUGCUAAUUUUGACCCCCAGAAUCCACAUGUGGGUCAGGAAAAUGCUUGGUUCCCUGGACCUCACCCACCUGGAGAUAUUCUGCAAAGAAGAAUGGGUGGGUCAAACCUGUCCACAGAUCCCACAUCCCAUGAUAUUAGUUUACAACAGAAUGGGUCAAAUAUGCUUUUUAGGCCAGGAGUUAAUAGGAUGGGUAUUCAGGAGCCUUUGGGGAUGCCAGGAGAAGGACAUGUUCAGGCCUUGCAUUCUCCAGGCAUGCACUCUCAGUUUGGAAACAACAUGGCUAACCUUUCACAAAUGCAAUCACCGGGUGGUGGGGUGGGCAUGAACAGUACCCCAACUGACAGAAGGGGUGCUCCAGAUUUCACAGCACCAGCCAUAGGUCAACAGUCAGGAUUUCCAUUUGUUGGGACAAAUAGACAGUCAACACCACACAAUCCACCAGGUGUAAAUUCCUCUCCAAAUUCCUACCCACCACAAUCAGAUUUCCAAGCUAGCCAGCGCUCAACAGCCAGCAAAUUAGGGGCACUCUCCCUUGGUUCAUUCAACAAGUCUAGUACAAAAGAGAAUAUGUUUGGACAAAGCUGCUUAGCUGCCCUUUCCACAGCAUGUCAGAAUAUGAUUGCUAGCUUAGGUGCCCCGAACCUUAAUGUAACAUUUAAUAAAAAAAGCCAAGCAGAGGGAAAAAGAAAAUUGAGCCAAACAGAAACUGAACUGAAUAACAACAGCGGGAACAACAAUGGUUCUGAUUAUUUCCCUGGAGGCACCUCCCAAAGCAAUCAGGGGCCUGGUGCUUCCAGUAACAACACUAAGUCUACAGGGCAAAGUGGGGCAACUCAGCCCACACAGGGAGAAACUAGUCUUUCUCCAAACUACAAUAUUGAAGUUACUCCUGGAAAUGAUGGCAAACCAGUGACUGGUGGUGGUCGAGGAAGGGGCAGGAGAAAAAGAGAUAGUGGACAUGUAAGCCCAGGAAACUACUUUGAUAAGUAUUCUGCCGAUAGUGGGGGUGCUGUUGUGAGCCCAGGCCAGCAGGGCCAAUCUGUAAACUCAGUAGAACCUGGUGUGACUUCACAUGACAAGCCCCUAACAUCUCCAUCUUGGGGUAAAGGUAGUGAGUUACUUCUUAGUGACCAACCUGACCACAUGUCAUCUUUGGACAGUGGAAUUCAAAGUGUGGCUAAAUCAGACAGUAGCUCACCUCAUGUUGACUUCUCAGAAGAUGUCAACACUACUUAUGGUAAUGAAGAAGAAGUUUCAUCUAGUUCAGAUAACAACAUAUCUAAACCCAAUAGCUGUCCUUUGGUAACAGGGUCUCCAAAAAUGCAGAGGAGUGAACAUGGACUUCUUAAUGGACAAAAAACAAUGGGUCUAAAUUUGCUAAAUAACACUACCUCGCUGCCGGACAGUUAUGGGUUGAGUAGUACUGGGGCUGGUCAUCCUGGCACUCCAGGGAUGGAACAGGUCCGCACUCCAACUAGCACAUCAACCCAGGAUGAGAUUCACCCUCUAGAGAUACUGCAAGCACAGAUACAGCUUCAGAGACAGCAGUUCAGCAUUUCUGAAGACCAGCCCUUAGGGAUGAAGAAUAAAAAGACUGACUGUACUGCUCAAAAUGUGGACAGUGAAUUGAACAGUUGUUGCUCUGACAAUGUCAAAAAUUCUAUGAGUACGAUAGACCUUGACUCUCUUAUGGCAGAGCAUAAUUCUACCUGGUACAUGCCUAAUGAGAAAUCAUUGAUGGAGGGGGAAGAAAGCGACAAAUCUAUCACACCUUGGGAAAAAUCAAAGAGCCAACAAACCAACAAAGAAGGCCACGAUCUUCCCCAGAACAAGACCUCAGCAGCGGCACAGAAUGGAAGCCAUUUGCAGUGCCUCUCAGUCCACUGCACAGAUGAUAUUGGGGAGUCAAAGGGUAGGACUCCUGUUCCUACGUGGAGGUCACUUCAUUCUGAUAUCUCCAACAGAUUUGGGACUUUUGUUGCUGCCCUAACUUGAAAAUUGAAAGAGAAUCCAUACUUUUUUUUCACUUUCCUAAGAGGCCACUAGUUAUAGGUGGACUAAUUUUUCUAGGUUGGUACCUGCUUAGUGGCUUUCGGACUUGGAAGGGUUAGUUUGAAAUAAACCUCAUAUUUUUUAAUCUUUUUGCCACAGUAUGAUACCAGUGUUAAUUCUUCUUCAUUCAGCACAUUUUAUGCAUUUUUUUUUUACUUUCCUUUAAGUAAAUUCCCUAUUGCUCUAUAAACCUGACAUACAGUUUAUCUGGGCUAGAGAAGGGCUUUUGUAUGUCAAAAUGGUAUAUGUAUUUUUCUUUUAUGCUUUUUUAGUGCUACAUAAAAAUAUUGUUUCUUUUGUAAGACAAAAAAGUUGACAUUUCUAAUUAAUAUUUUAUAUGUUAUUUGACCACAACUAAUCCAUCAGAAAGUAAACAAUGAUGUUGAAAUGAAUCCUGCUUCAUGAUUCUGUGAUCUACAGCAACCCAUAGAAAAUGUCAAGUGGCCAUUUUUUUUCUCCUUCCUGGGACAAUGUCUCAAGCUCUAAAUGGAUGUCCACAGCUAUUUUGCACAUAACUUUAUAUGUCAAGGUUUCUACAGCCUUAUAUUGCUGGGUGCUGGUUGCAAUAUAAAUGAUAUUUUCUGCAUACAUUGAUGUAAAUGCAACAUUUCCUGCAUAAAAAUCCCGUACAUAAAAAUCCAAAUCACCAAACAUAUUUUUUAAUUGUGCUUAAUGGUAUUCUAGGUGGUUUUCAGUCCCUGACUCCUGACUGGUCAGGUAGUCACUGCUUUUAACAUGCACAAAGGUACUUAUUUGGUGAGCUUGAUAUAUAGGCCUAAAUUAAUCAAGCCAUGACCAUUUUUUUUUUUUGCACAAACAUUUCGCAUUAUAUCAUUUACUUCUGUUUGGAGCAUAUUGUGAAGAGCUGUACAGUGUUUGACAUCUGCCAAUGACAGAGAUUACAUCAGGCUACAUGAUUCAUCAGUGAUUUGUUUGGUCACACAGUAGAGUUUUGUGAUCUUCCUGGGGAUUCAGUAUGAUUUACCGGUGGACGGGAAGCCAGCUGUUAAUAUCCUGACAGCGGCAUCCCACCCCAGCCAGAAUGCCAGCAGCGGGUGAGCGCAAAGAGUCCCCUUGCAGGCUCGCCACACUGCAGGCUCAGUGGCUCGCUGCACUUGCCACAGGAUCUAUUCCCACUAUUCGUGGACAACCAAGAGUGGGAAUAGUCCUGUUGUGCCGGUGGCAUUGUCGGCUGUCGGGUUUCUGGCGUCGGUAUUCUGUCCGCUGGGAUCCAGGCAGCCGACAAAUUAAACGCAUCCCCUUCCUGGAAGACUCUACAUUUCAGUAUGACUUGAAGUUUUUACUGAAUCUUAAUGACAGAAUAAACCCUGACUAAAUCUAAAGAACUGCAUAUGAAUAGUAAAUCCGGUAUUUCUAUUGUGCUUUUCGACAGACACAUUAUUUAAUAGUAAUUCUUUAUUUACGUUAAUUGGUAUCAUACAAUUCUUGCUGCAUUCGUAAUAUGGAUGUGUCUAGAUAAAAGAAAGUAAACUGAAUAUAAAGAUACUGUUUGCAUGAUUUGUGCCGAACUAUGAUAAUGACAAUACCUUAUGUACAAUAUUUUUUUACCAUUACAAACAAAAGAUUUUAUGCCCCAUGAUUUAUUUGCAAGUUUAGGGACCACAGCCAAAUAAUGAUGUUGGAAGAGCCUAUAGUCCUUUCUUGGUGAAAAAUAAUAAAAUGAUUUGUUGCUGCCUCUAUCCCGCGUACCCUUAUACCCAGAGAACAUAUUUCUUACAGUACAGGCAGAAUACCCCGAUUUCUAAAGAAACACUGUCCACCUUAAGCAUAUCUGGGAACCUCUGAAACCUGAGUGUGUAGCAGGAUGUUUUUUUAUGUAUUUAUAGGUAAAUAAUUAGGCACAUUAAAACUUAUUUUACUGACAUCAAGUCAUGACCUAAAUUACUUAACUAAUUGAAUUAUGCUGAUCGACCACUUGGCGAAAUCAGCUUCUUAUUUGUUCACGUGUAAAUGUGUUCUGAUUGGACAAACCCCAUUAUGCUUUGCUGCUGUAUCCAAUUAGGGUCUGUUAGUGCACUUGGUUGAUGCCCAAGCUCAGGCUGCCGCUGGACAUCUGUCAAUGAGAUUUUUGAAAAUACCCAAAAGAGAUUUUCUGCAAACAAUUUUUUGGGUAUGCCGAUUAUUUUGAGGACUUGUACAUGUCAUUCCCGAUAUUGAUGUGUAUGGUCACAUUAAAAAGAACAAAUUAUUUAAUAAUGUGAUAGUAAAGUAAUGAGUGAAGAAUGAGAUAUCUUGAUUUUCAUGGUUUCAUAUGAUAUUUCAUAGAAAGCCACCACUGUCAAUGGCUUAAGUUGCAUUGAUAUUCUUCACACCAGUUCCUUAAUUAGCACUAGAUGACAGUAGAAAAAAAACAAAUUCUGUUGUUACCAUUGAGCAAACAAGUGGAAUUUUAGGUUUUAGAUGUUAAUGGAGACUUUUUUCCAUAGUACUAGUCUUAUCCCUCUUUACAGAGACAUUUUGAAAAUAUAGAGCCAAUAACUCAUGUAUAAUAAUUAAGAUGUAUGUCAAAACUAAAAGUGGAUAAAGUAUUAGGAUUCAUACAUAAUUGGGUGCUUUUCUGUGCAUCUGUGGUCCAGUUCUGUCCACUGCAUCGCCUUUGUUAAGACUUUUUUUUUAAUUAACGAUGAACACUGCUCCCUGUAUUAAUAGGAAUAUCAAUAUAAAUUAGCAUUUUUUUUAAACAGAAGAAGGAUCAAACUACAUUCAUGGCCUGUUGUGCAUUAAAAAAACAGAUCAAUCUCCUUUUAUGUGAAAAGAGAUACAACAGUUUUGUUUGUGGCCUCGUUAGUGUAUGACGGAUCAGUGCUUCCCCAGGUUUACAAUGCAAUACUUGUCACCACCGGAAAAAUAACUUGUUUAAUUAUCAAUUAGUCUUUGCAGCUAUACCCAUCCAAUUCCAUAUUUAAGCAAAAGUUUUCAGUACUUUAUUUUGCUUGCAAAGUAUUUGACCUAUAUUCACUCUAUAGUGGACACAAAUCCCAUCAAUGGUCAUAUAAGUGCAAAUAUUGCUAUAAACAUGCUAUUAAAACCAAAUGAUGAAGAAUAAAAGUAUCAGAAGUUAACCACAAAAUCAUGUUCUAUUUCUAUAUAAAGUGUAUUUUUUCUACAGACUAGCUAAGGAAAAUGAGAGUGAUGCUCUCUGUAUGUCUAGAAAUAUGUUGUUUUCUGCUAUUAAUCUCCUUAGCAGUUUACAUGAAUAAUGAUGUUUACAUUAAAGGUGUCUUUUCAUUUAUCAGCAUUUGCUGAAUAUUACGAAGAUUUAAAGCAAUUCAUCAUUACAUGCAUUUACUAUAGUGAAUAGCAGGUAUUGCAAAAUUGUCAUUAUCAUCAUCAUCAUCAUCAUCAUCAUCAUCACAUAUCAGAAAUAUUUGAAAAACAAGGCCCCAUUUAUGAAUGGUAACAAGCACAAAACAGAAUAUAUAAUACAUAUAAGCUUACACUAAUAGUGAUUAAUUCACAGAAGUCAUUAAUGAAGUUACCAAAACAAAUUUAUAUUUCUUGUCUAUUUGUUUAAAAUGGGCGUUUUAAUUUUAAUAUCUUAGGUUUUCUGAAAUAUCUAUAAUGAUCUUUGUAAGUGAAAUUUCAUCUUUAAGUUAGAAAAUAUAUAUACAAGGCACACCAAAGUUUCUAUUAUAUUCUUUAUUAUGGUUUUACAGAGGUUGCACAGUCCAUUACCAAUAUCAAUGAUCUCUACAGUCAGUUUCCAUUAAUGUAGCAGUUUUGAAAUGGGUAUUAAAUAUUUUGAGAAUACAGUUAAUUAUGUUUAAAUUAGAGAUUAUUUCAUAAACAACAUGCCAUUUAACAGAAGCAAGCCUAAGGAGGAACUAAUCUUUUUUUACUAGUUGUGGUGGAUUGUCGGCUUACAUGUCGAUAAAUGCAAGAACAUUUUAGUGCACACUGCCAUAGUUCUGUAACAGUCCAUCCCACAUUCCAAGCCACUGACCUGAAUAAUAAAUUAAAACUAUUUGGUAUACUUUUUUUUCCAACUUUAUUCCUUAACAUCUAAUGUUAAAACAUCAAAAUAGACCAUCAAAACAAUCAUUACCAUUGUGACAUAUUGUUAUGAACUUAACAUAUACGGCAUACUACCACCCACGUUAAUAUACUAUAAUAGCUCUAAAAAAACUGAGACUAUAGAACUAUGUUCGUUAUAAGUAUGAUCUCUAUAUUUUACAACCAACAUCGUUUUACAUGCAUUUAGGAUAUCUUCCCAUCUCUAGUUUAACAUAAUUUAUAUUAUUAUACACAUCAUUUUAUUUAGAAUAAAAGUUGUGCUGUGCAGCAAACACUGAUUUCUGUUGCUACAUAUUUAAAAUAAUCUGCUUAUUAUUGAAUUGUCUAGUCUGUAUUAUACAGGCUUGUGGUUCACUGUAAUGUUGGGUAAUUUCUGACAUUAGCAGUUAUGAUGCACAUAGAAUAGACAACAGAUUUACUGCAGGCAUUGUCUCAGAUGGAGAGGUAUUUCAGAGAACUGCAAGUAAGGUUACAAUUAUUUCAAGUGUUGUUACUGUUAUUAAACACUUCUGUUUUUGCUGAGGAGGGGAGCAAUCCGAAGUUACACUUGUGGGGGAGUGUAAUGGGAAACAUCAUUUUUGCAUAUUCCAAAUGUAUGUGCAUGCUGUGAUGAUUGCUUCAUCAAAGGGACCACAAAACCUAGAAUACACAUCUCAUUCAAAAGAUUUGGUAAUAACAUUCACACACAUAAUAUAUAUAUAUAUAUAUAUAUAUAUAUAUAUAUAUAUAUAUUUCUAUGUAAGAGGUC